Megalopta genalis is the source of this 18748-nucleotide messenger RNA. The record is from RefSeq and is a predicted model, not a curated record. Lineage: Eukaryota; Metazoa; Arthropoda; Insecta; Hymenoptera; Halictidae.
GCACGGCUCGGCGAGCAUCGGCCGCUCAGUCAAGAAACUCGGCUGCAUCGAAUCAGUACGGGCGAGCGAGGUGCAAAAAUUUGGUAACGAGCCAGGAGCGCGGUGCUCUCUGCUGCCUGGCGAUCGGCUGUGGCCCGUACGGCGGUGGCUGGCCUCGCUGGCACCACGGAACAGUAAAAGCCGAGGAUUGUGCACUGUGCGGCGGCGAGAAGAAAAACCCGGGGGGGCCGACGAGAAAAAGAGAAGAGUCGAAAGUGGUGCGGGUCGAUUUUCGUGUCGGUCGGGCUAAGUGUUUCUCCGGCGAUCGCGGGACGGAGAGACGGCAGAGGCGGAACGGGGACGGGAAAAACGAGUCCGUCUCGCUGGUUUUUCCUUCGGCACGGACGCGCGCCGCCCCUGGACCUCCCCCCUUAGCGUAUCGUCCGCCGCCGACCAACAAGAAAACCAAACGGGGGGGAAAAAAAAAGAGGAAAAAAGGGAAGAAGUCGGGCUCGAAUGAAAUCGGGGUGCGCUGGGUGACAGUGAUGAGUGUUUCUGCGUUUGUGCUCGGCAUCGACACCACCAUCGUCGACGUUGCUGCUGCUUGGUGCUUACGUGACUGUGACCGUGACUGCCGUGCCGUCGCCAGCGCGAUGUGCUCCGUGAGCCCGGCCGUCGACGAGAUGCAGAGGACGUGGCGUAUGGGUUCACCGAAGUGGUGGCUCUAAGGGGGUCCUACAGGGAAGCAUGAGGGAGAGAACACCCUCUGCGGACGACACCCCGAAGAGGGCACCACCGGCUCCACCCAGAGAAGCUGCCUCCGCAGACGUGGCUGGUAGCAAGACGAGUAGCGAAGCAGCCGAGGUGUUUCACGCGGCGAAGUUCUCCCCGGCAACGACGGCGACGCCGACCACGGCCGCGACGACGACAGCGUCGUCCCCAUCGAGCGUCGACGCCAGAAUGGUCGCCUCUACGCACAAUCUCGACGAUCUGGGCGUGAGCCAUCCAGCCAGCGCGAACGGUGAUCGGCAGCAGCAGCAGGAAAAGCACGGGCACACCUACAGAUCCGCCCAGACGGCUCAGGACAAGAGAAGCAGGCUGAGCAACGUGAUAAACAACCUCAGGAAAAAGGUGCCCGACCCCAGGAACGGGGACUCUGCCAGGAAAGAGGAGGAUGAUAGGAACAGUGUGGAGAGAAAUCUGGAGACAUUGGAGAAAUAUGUGAUGACGGUGCUGAACGGUGUGAUCAAAGACGAAGAGGACGGCGACGUAGGGCAGAAGAAGGAGGCGGACAAGGGCGUGGAGCCGAAGAAGUUGGCCGAGGAUCACGAGGACGAGGACUCCAAAGGUCCGGGAGCUAAAUUUGAGCCUUCGAAGCCAAACGAGAGCAGGACCGAGACUGCUGUCUUCCUUUUAGAGCAGUCCGAGGCGUCUGAGAACGUUGUCGGCGGCAAUGCUGGUAAAGAGCCUUGCUUGGAGUAUCAGAAGUCGAAUGAGAGAGACGAGGGUACGGUGCAGUGCGAGGAUUCCAGUUCUCUGGAUGCGAAACCUAACGAGGUAGAAGAGGAACUGAAGACUUGCAAGGCGGACAGCAUCGACAAUGAGGAUGCAUGUAAAGACGGUACGUGUUCUUCCAAAGAAACGAAGUCUGAAGGCUUGGAUGCUGCGAAGAAUGAGAGCCAAGAGGAUGAAAAGAAAGAGAACCGUUCGCUCGGGACGAUCAUCAUGGAGAGGCUAAGCGAUCAUCAAGCGGAUGACAAAGUAAGCGCAGACUCUGACAAGGAGGACCCUAGGGAAUUUGUUUCAGAAAAUGUGGAACUCCGAAACGUUUGCAGAGACCUCCUGAACGAUCUUCUGAACGGUAUCAAUCAACUGAUCGAUGAGAACAGUCAAGAAAAGGUGGACAAGUCGCCAGAGAACAAUACGGAGGAGACAAGGAACUCCAGAAACCCGGAUCUUGUUAUGACAAGCCUUCACUGCAGUUUGCCUCUAGAUAAAGUAGCUUCUGUGCUCCAGAAUUGUCAGACGAAUGAUUCGGCAGGACCUCAGUUGCCGCCGUCGUCGUCGUCGUCGUCGUCGUCGUCUUCUUCUUCCUCCUCUUCGUCCCAGGGGACGAAGUCUCCUUUCAAACCUCCAUCCCCUACGGUCAGACACCUCUGUCUAUACUGCGACAGAAAAUUUCUUUCCAUAUCUCUGCGGCAAAGACACACCGAGAGAGUUCACCAGCAAGGGGGCGGCAGGCGAUCGGAAAGAAACUCGAGAAGACCCUCUCAGAACUGCCAGUAUUGCUCCGAAAAGUGUGCUGAGAGUCUGGAGGGUCUUUUCCAGCACAUGGUUGGAAGCCAUGGAGAUAAGUACCAUGCCUGUGUUCAAUGCUCCACAAGGUACCCCACCAGGGAAGCUCUGGUGUGCCACAUAAGCGAGAAUCAUGGGGGGAAUGCGGACAGGAACUUUCAGACUCAGGAAAAAAUGAAGGAGUCCUCCCCCAUCAAAGAGCUAGGUAACCAGAGCACCAGGGACAAGCCCGAAUCCCUAAAUCCCAAAGAACGCAGACCAGAAGAGUCUGACCACGAGCAUAGAACAGAAUCCAUCCUGCUGAAGCCAACAGUUCCCACCAAGGACAUCUUCAGCAACCCAGGCAGUCCAGAGUUCGACAGUUCCUUCUACAGCAGCGUCAGCUGCAACAUCAGGGAGAACCUUCUUCAUCACUUGGAUGGCAAGCUGCAGAGCUCCUCCUCUACUAUGAACACACCAACGUCCUCCAUGGUAGAACCAAAGCCUCAGCAGCAGCCACAACAGCAGCAGCAGUCUUUCUACGAGCACAGCAUCAGUCAGAUUCAGCUUCCCAUAGAUAUCUCCUUGACCGCUGCGACACCCGUCUACUCCAAGGAGUAUAAUAACGAGGAUUAUGAGAAUUCCAGCGAGUACGCUCAGAAGCCUGGCAAGAGCAACAGGUCUCAUCCUAGACGGGUGUCCUUCGAGAAGUACAAUUUCCCCAGGAAGUAUGACGGCAAGGAGCAAUGGACCUGUUCCAUUAAGGACCUCAGCAAGUUCGACAUCUCCACGCAACUGUCCCUCAGGAAGAAACAGCAGUUGCUGAAGGAACGGGUCACUCUGACCAGGCUACGACAGGUACCGGUUCCCGAAGUCACCGACAUCGUUCCGGAUGAGAGUCUCAGCGUCAGAGAGUCGGAGGACUCUCAGGAACUAUCGGGUGAUAGGAAAAACAUCGACGAGCAGACGUCACGUUGCGAUGCCACGAAGUUAAAGGACUGCAAAGCGGACGGCUGCGAGUUGAUACCUUCAUCCAGCACUGAGUUCAGCGCGGAGUUUGGCAGCUUCCUUAGACUCCGGAAGUGGGACGAGAAAACGUCCAGCGAAGCGGCCAAAAUGCAGGAAAUUGUCUACGCUGAGCUGACUGGGGAGUGGUCCAGGCCACGGAUCUACAUCUGUGGUGCAUGCGCUUCCAAACAUGUCACCUUGAGAGAGAUGGAAGAACACAAAGCUUCGUUUCAUCCAAACGUUUGGUGCUCGCACUUCGAGUUUUCUGGCGACCAAAGGGAGCUGUACAAGCACCUGUUUUUGCCGGGCAAAGACGUGCCGACAGCGAAAGCGAAAGCCGCUAUCCUGGACGAAAAAAUUUGCACCAAGUGCUCCAGAAACUGCAACACCUUGCCGGAGCUGCACAGGCACAUGCUGGAAUGCGGAGGAGACCAGGCAUGGUUAUUAGGACUUUUUGGCAAUGGGAAGAAAAAGUGCAAGUGGAGGCCCUUUGGUAGUCGCAGCAGAAGGAGAAGGCAGAGGGGGAUGAAGAGGAACAUACAAAACUCUCAAACACCGAGGGUGACCACCCCCAAAGAGAAACAACCGACUGGUCCUAGAGUCAGACCUAGUGACCGUAAGUCUCUUCCCCUAAAAUGUGAGAGCAUUCAAAAGAUGUUGGCAAACUUACCUCCUAAAAGGGCUACCAGAAAAGUGAUGCAAGAUAGUGCACUAAGAACACAGGGUAGACUCCGCAAUGUACAAACCAGGUCGAGACCACGAAUGGUCGGCGACAAUUCCACCGCGUCGCGAAUGUCCCGCAACAAGGCGGCUCUGAAGAACAAGCUGCUGAAGAACGCGAAGUCGAUCCAGCGGAACCGGUGUCGGAUCGACAACAUAUCGGCGGUGAUUGAGAGCGUGGUGAGGAACUACAACCACACGGAGGAGAAGAAGCCCACCGAGCAGGAGAAGGCCGAGUCGACGAAAGCGGAGGUCGAAAAGGAUGCCAAAGAGAAGAAAGAAGAUGAGGCGAGAAGGGAAACUCAACCGGAACUAGGCGCCAGGACGAAGGUCAUGCGAGGACCCAGGAUUCUGAACAAAAAGAGAAACAUCAAGAUCAAGCAAGCGAUCAAGAGCCUCGAGCAAGCGAAGAAACCAGGCGGCUUCAAGGCCAGAGCGAAGUUGACAGUGAAGAACCCCACCGAGGCAAAAGUGGACACCCCUAACGAACCUGCGAAAACCCCAAAGAAUAUGAAAUCUGUGCCCAAAGCUAGCGACAAGGAGUCAGAAUCCGAAAUCAGUUCUCCAGAGUCGAAAUCCUCCAGUAGCCCAACGAAGAACAAGCUGUCCAUCCAGACAACCCCUAAAAAGAAGAGGCCAGUGGAUCCUGUCGCCUCUUUGAACGCGUCUAUCAAAGCGAAGUCGCAACUUAGAAGUCAGGAUGGAAAAUUUGCCAGGAAUCCCAACAAGAGUCCUCAAAAGUCGCCGGAGGUGAAAUCACCGGGUCGCCCAGUGACUAAAGGUAAGAGCAACGAAGCUAGUCCAGAGACCGUCACCAGGUCGAAGCUGAGAGGAGGAGUGUUUAAAAGCAAAACCAACGACCAAUUGCCGAAGAGGAUCACUAGAUUGUCUUCAGAUAGUGAUAAAAUGCCAACGUUGGAGCCUGCGGUGCAGAUAAUGUCCAGUAGCGAAGAGGAUGUCCAGACCUCGCUGAAUGACCUGCCAAUCCUUUCUCCGGUUACUACAGGGUCAGGAACAGAGAAGGUAUUGCGAGGUAAGAAUCUGAUUAGUAAGACCGUCGACGACAAAGAGAGCCCUAAAAAGGAUCAGAUCGCGGAGGUGGAAGAGAAAAAGGAUGUUGAGAAUAGUCUAAUCGAAGAGGACAAGGAUUUGAAGCAGGCCAAAACGAGGAGACAGAAAGGGGACGUUAAGAAUCUAGAGAAGAACCUGGAGAACGUUGCCAAGGACGACUCUAUGAGAGAGAAGCCAAAAAUUGUUAAAGAGAAGAUGAAGAGGAAGAGUGCGCCAGGUAGGUUGGCGAAUGCUGAAGAAAAGAAGGCGAGUGCGACGAAGACACCAGAAGAAACGACCCCGAAGAAGGAUCCGAAGCAGAAAACACUGGAGACCAGGAGCAACUCCAAAGCAAAGCUGGACAACAAGACUAUUGUUGAUUCUGAAAUAAAGAUUCAGAACGUACCUUUUGAGGUGAAAAAGCUGAUAGGAUCCAGCAACAAGGAUGACUUACUGACCAAGUUGGUAUUAACGUCAAGGGUUGCCAGUUCCAAGCGUUGCCUGAGGCAACCAGCGUCGAAGCCGAAGGACGAGCCAGGUAAGAGCAAAAUUCAGAAAGAUUCAGAGCCGGAAAGAACGGUCCCUGAUCCAGAAUGCAUUUCAGAAAUGUCUACAAAGAAGGAGAAGCCUGAGUUCAGGAGAAAGUCGUUGAGGAAGACGGAGAAGAAGCCAGAGAAAGAUAAGGUACCAAGCAAGAAUGAUCAGCUGGAUUCAGGAGAGGUGAACAAAAUUGUGAACGAAGUAAAGGCAGUUGCCAAAGGAAGAAGAAACAGCGGUGGUCUCUCCAAUGAGACUAAGUCAACGGUCAGUGUGAGUCCAGUGACUUCUGAGGAUCUAUCCAAAGUAGAAAUCGAGUCUCCAGAAAUUGAACACGAAAACACAAGUAACAAAAGGCAAACCAGAGGUUCGCUGAUGAAUACCACGGACGGGGAUCAGCAGCAGACCAAAGAGACCCCUGUAGAAUCAAACGAAAUGCCCCUGAAGAAGACCACCUCGCUUGGUAAGAGGCGUGGUCGGAUUAAAUGUAGCAACGACACCCUCGACAAGAAAAAUGUUGAGAUGUCCCAGUCGAGGAGCGAAGAGGCUGGUAAAAAUUGCCCGACCGAAGUGGAGACUUUGGAUAAAGAUACAGAAAGUAAUGAAGAAAAUGCGGAUGAUAAAACAACAGCGUCAGCAAAGGAUGAUAGUUCGAGCAAGAAUAAGCAAGAAAAACAAGAGGGUUUAGUUAAAGUGGAUCAACCGAAAUCUGAGAAAGAAAAAGGACACAUCGAAGUGAAAAAUGUCUGUUCGAGCGUGAACCAUUUGCAACUGGAGACUGGCAGCUCCAUAGACAGUGGCAAGGAAAACUCUCUGGAAACGGUGAUCGGUGUUCAGAGACUGAAAGUUGGAAGACCGAGAAAGUCCUGGGGGUCCAGGCGUGAGAAAACGUCAAAGAGGUCACUGAACAACGUGAUUGGUAUCCUCACAGAAGGCAUGAAUAUCCCCGUGGAGUCUCAGCAAAGCGUGGUCCUGACUGUUCAGACGAGUGUGGAAAAUACGAUCUCUGACGGAUCUCUACAGACCAGCGCUCAGCAACCUGAAGAAGAAAUCUCUAAAUCGUUGGAUGCGGAAAAUAAUGAGAAAAUUGAAACUAGUCAGGAUCCUGAUAAACCGACUGAAGAGCCGAGCGCCUGUGUUGAAAGUGCUGAGGAGAAACCGCAACCGUCGGCUCCGAAAGUGUCUGAGAAGGAAUCGAACGCGGAGGUCCCAUCGGCUAAGGUUCAGCAGGCAGAACCGACCCCUAACGUCAACAAGGAGCCAACCAAUGACAUCAUCUUGGACUUGUCCAGGAGAAAGCAGAAAGGAAAAGGCUCUUUCUUAGAGAAAAUUGUCUCUAAGAUAGCUAAACAGAAGGACGCUUUGCUGGAGGGCGAGGUUGGUUCAUUGUUGGACACAGCUGCGGACGAACUCACUAGUAUUCUUGAUGAGGUUGUGCCUGUUCUCGCGGAAAGAAUCGAGGGUUCAGCAGAUAGCAAGAAUGGCAAAGCUAGGAUUCAAAGAAAACUUCAAUGUGUCAACCGAACGAAAGCGAGCAAUGAGAACUGUUUAUCAGCUCCUGAUUUGAAAUACAAGGAUGCUGAACUUGAUAAACAAAAGGAGAUGGAAAUGGUCAAUGAUGUAGCUAGUAGCGAGGUAGAAGUGAAAGGGGAAUCCUCCGACGAGAAAUCCUAUUUAAAUCAAAAUGUUGAAUCUGAGACCUCGAUGAAGACUUUGUGUAAGGAAUCCGAAUCAGAAUCCUCGAAUAAAGGUGACAAUAAUUUACCCGAGAUCAAGGAAAGUAUCCUUGGCGAUCCGAAGACGUUUGCUAAAGAGACCGUACCUAUUCCAAAUGGAAUUCUAUCUCCAGUGCCUGAAUGGAUUUCAGAAUACACCACAAAUAUUUUGAUAGAAUCGAGCGCAGCCAAACAAGGAGAUGAGACGUUGAAGAAGCAAGAGGAACCAACGCCACAGGAGACGAAGAUCAAUAGAAAGUCAAAGAAACGAGCGCUAGAAGGAAAUUCGCCAAAGAAGAACAAAAGAAAGUCUAUUGAUCCAGCAGACGUUGUUGAAGAGAAAACAAUUAAUGACGAGUCGCAUCUUGCUAACAUCUUGAAGCUGAUGAAUAGAGCAAGGGAAGUGCCUUCAACCAAAGAAACUAUCAAUGACGAGCCGCGCACUGAAAAGAUUCGACUUGGCAAAAGAAAGACGCUGAACGAUGAUUAUCAGGACGAGGAUUUAUCGAGUAUCAACGAAACCAGUGAGACGCAUACAGCUGUGGACAACACUGAUGGGUUGAAGAAGUUUAAACCGGAAACUGAAACGACCGUGGAAACACAAGCUGCAAAAGAUGAAGAAAAUAAAAUAGCGGUUGGUGUAUCUGAUAAUCCUGUAUCUGCUGAGGAGGAGGAGGUGGCUGAAGUAAAAGUUGAAGAAAAGAUUCAAGGCAACGUUGAGGAGAAGACUUCAAUUGUUGGUGAGGAGAAGACUUCAAUUGUUGGCGAGGAGAAGACUUCAAUUGUUAGUGAGGAGAAGACUCCAGUUGUCGGCGAAGAGAAGACUCCAAUCAUUGAUCUAGAGAAGAUUCCAGUUGUUAGUGUGGAGAAGAUUUCAAUCGUUGAUAAGGAGAAAACUCAGGUCAGUAUUGAGCAAGAAGAACCUAUACCUCAGCAAGCAACGGGGAAGAGAAAGUCUUCUAUUGAAAGGGUACCAGAAAUAGAGUCAGUCAGACGGUCUUCAAAAAGGAGAUCACUCGCAGAAGAGAAAAUCAAUCAAGAAGAAGAAGCAUCUUCCAAAACUGUCCCAGAGGCGGUUGAGACCACAAGAAGAAGGUCGUUGAGGUCAAAAUUAAAUAUUCAAUCAAAUAACGAAGAACAGAUACCAAAAGAAAAUGAGAAUGUCGUCACUGGUAACGAUAUGACAGUAGAGUCUGGUGAAGAGACUACAAGGAAUGAUACUACAAAGAAUGAGACUACAAAGGAUGAUACUUUGGUGGAAGUUCUACCUUCUGUUGCAAUAGAAUCAAAAGUUGUCGAAGAAGACAUUCGUCCCCAAAUCGUAGAGAAUCAAAAGACAGCUAUAGAAGAAGAGAGUGGUGGAACUGCACCGGAAGUUAGCCUGAAAGAAUCUCAAAAUAUGACGGAUGCAGUCCCGAAGGUACUCAAGAAACGUGGCCGCAAGAAGAAAUUGUUGAUCAGUGAACCUGCAGCAGUACCCAGCCAUGUUGAAGAGACUUCUAAAAUGGAUGUGCAGUCUGUGGAAUCAGAGCCAGUUGCCACUAAUCAGGUUCCUAGCAGGAAAUCCUCGAGAGCGAACCGGACUACCGAGGAAACUGAAGAUCGAUGCAAGAAUUCCACCGAUGUUCCACCUACGUCCACGAAUUUAGAUAACUUUAAGAUUCCAGAGUUGACAGAGGUACUUCAACAUACCAAGAAAAGGACAUCCAAGAGAAAAUCAACCGCUGACGAGCACAUGGAAACACAAAGCAACCCUUCUCUAGCGGAAUCUGAAGUAAGCAGCGUUGAAAGCCUUGAGGCCGACACUGAGAAAGAAGAGGAACUUGAAAAUUCGCAGAAGGACUUACCAGAAGGUCGGAAACGUUCCAAGAGCACUAACAGGCUUCUACUUGAAAGAUCCAGCUCCUCUGGGUCGAUUGAUUUAAGUCAGACUAAUAGGACAAGGUCUUCGAAGCGAAAACAGUUGUCGUCUGAAGAUCUGUCGGAGCAAGAGAACCUGAACCAUCGACCGGAGAGCACGGAUAAUUUAUCUGAAAGCUCUUGUGUCAGCGAGUCGAGUUACUUCAGGAAAAAACGGUUCUCCAAGAAGAAGAAAGGCUUCGAGCAGUCUACUGAAAAUGUUCAAACAGAUGCUUUAGUCACUGACUCUGAGUCCACAGAUACACAAAAGAACACCGAUAGAAGGCAGAGCUUGACCAGGCGAGCCAAGAAGAAUAUAUCCUUCUUUGAAGACCAGUUUGACCUUGUCGAUGACUUUGACAUACCCAUCGACAUUCAAGAUUGCUUGGAUCAAGAAGAAACUCUGAAAAACAUUCCACAAGAUUUAGAGGUGAAAUUAGCUCCUACAAAUGAUAAGGUAGAUGAAGAAGUAACACUGAACUACACUAACAAGGAGAACAGUAAGGAAGAAAGGGUAAUAGAGAAAGAUGAAGUAGCGAUAGAGCCUGUACAGCCCGAGGAAUCUGUAGAAUCUGAGAAAUCGGUUGUAGAAGAAAAGGAAGAAGAGAACGAAGAGUCGAAGGACGUUAAGAAAAUGGAAGUUAAAGCAGACGACACUCUUCAGACACAGGAAGAUUUCCAGACACCCAAGAAACGUGCAGCAGGUAACUUCGUAGUGGUACAUAAGAAGACAGGUGAGAUUCUGAUUGUAGAGAAGAGGAAGAAGCUGACGAAGGAAGCGGCCAGGUUCUUCUGCGAUGUCUGUGCAACCAGCUUCACCAGGAAGAGUUCCCUGAAGAAGCACAACUUAUCCCAGUCCCACUUACUGCAAAUAAUCAAUUCGAAAAAAGAGAAAACAGCCAAUGAAAGCAGUGAAGUAGCAAGUAGCGCUAUUUGGAAAAAUGAACAAUCAAGUCAGGAUGAAAAUCUGAGCGGCGAGAGUAAGACUUUCACUAAUGAAUCUAUAAGCACCUCGCAAGAGUGUAGUAACGAGCAGAUGAAAUCUAAUUCUCCCACACCUGGCAACUCAGAGGAGCUGGACAGCUUAAGAAGAUUAGAAGAAGAUGUUCAUACAGCUACAGUGGAACCAGAACUGCUGAUAGAUCCCCAAAUGAAACAGCGUACCCUGGAGGAUGAACUUCUGGAUGAAGAGAUCUGCAAGAUCACCGAGAACAUGAGUCACGAUGAGUACGUGCUCACUGAACAUACCAGUCCCCUUCCAGAAUGCACCUCGACGCCCAUAAAGGCAGAGACGAAGAAAGAGGAUGAAACAGAAAAAAAGAAAAAGAAACACGAGAAAAAGAAAGACAAAGGGAAGAAGAAGAAGAAUUUGGUGGAUGAACAUCUGCCUUCUGACACUUCUGAUCCUGAAGCACUCUUGGACUCACUCACAUUAAAUGUUCUAGAUACCAAUGCAUCUUUGAAAAUUUCAGAGUCUUCGUACAUCGACUCUUCUGAGACCUCAGUUAUUGAAAGUCAGAUUUUGAAAGAUGCCGAAGAUGAUCCUAUUUCUACGAACAAUUUAGAUCCGAUAGAAAAAGAGGAGCAAUUCAAGAAGAAACAAUUGCAAAGCGACGAUAUCUUCGUAUCAGGUAAAAUGGAAGUGGAAACUGUGAAGCUAAACGGACAGAAGGAGGCGAUUGAGUGUUCUGAUAGCCAGCUGUAUGAUCUGAUAGAGCAUUCUGCUAAGAAGACUGAGAAUUUCCUAGACACUGAUGCGGACAAUAAUCCUACCUCACAAGAUAAUCAAUCGCACGAACCUCUGAGCCUAGAACAUACCAUAAAUAAAUAUAACGAGGAAUGUCCUAAAAAAUCAGACAGUAACAGCAACGAAGUAGUAACCUUCACAGAGACUGAUAGCUCUUACAAUCCCGAACAUGGCGUAGAAAAUGAGCCCAUUGAAGAAGCAGACCGUUCGAAGUCCGAAACCGGGCAACCUGAUGCAAGGAUGAAUGUAGACUUGUUUAAUAACCUGGAGGAGGUAUAUCAAGGAGAUCAUGUUAAGAACAACGUGGAAACAGAUCAGCCUAGAUCGAAUGAUUCAUUUAACCAUCAAAAUCUUCCAUUGGUUAUAGAAGAUAAGGUAGAGAAUGCUCCAAGCUUGCAAAACGAGUCUACGAAGACUUCGAGACACGGUAAAUCCAAGAAGAGCAAAAGUAAGAAGCAUGCCGAACUGACAGAUAACUCGCCUGAUGUUUCGUCUGUUAAGAAAACAAGUAAGUCCAAAGUUAAUCAAAGUAAACAACUACAGGAGGAAUACGUAAAACCUUCAGAGAUUGCAAAUGAUCUGAUUGUAAACGAAGAGUCGAGCGAUUGUUCUAAAAUUUUAGAACUUUAUGAAAGUGAUCAUGAAAAAACAGGAUCAUUCUCGUGUGGCUCGCAAAUAGAGGGAAAUGUAACCCAGCUUUGUAGUGAUGCUGAGCACAAAUUCAAUGAAGAAGAAGUUCUCGACAGUUCGAAAUUCUAUUCUAAUGUGGACAAUUUGUCGAACAAGGCAGUAGAGAAGGAUCAUAAUUACAACGAAGGAGAUGAACCAAAGCCUUUCCAGGAUGUGGACGAAGCUUCAUUAUCCAGUCUUGAUGACAAACCUCUGUCACAGAUUUUAUUGAUGGCCGAGGAGAAAUUGCAGACGGAAAAGAAACAAGAGAAGGUGGAACAGCCUCCGAGUUUCUUGAAGAAUCAUGAAGAGUCAAAGCCUGAAAAAAUAACAGAAAACCAGGAUACUACUUUGGAUAACAUGGAGUCAGACGCUCAUGUCGAUACUCCAAAAUCCAUCGACGAAGAGCCAAUGAAUGUGGAAGUGGCUGCUCUCGAAAUUCCAUCUGAGAACGAAUCUGAAGUAUUGAAACCAACGGAGGAUUCUGAUAAAGACACAGACAAGAUCUCAUCAGAGUACGAGAACACGGAGACUGUUCCAGAGGCAAAGGAUACUCCGGACGAUAGAGAGCCGAAAGCAAUUAGCAAUGGUCGUAAAUCAAAUGCCAGUGACCGUCAGAAUUCGAAUAGAAAGUCGUCAAAGUUGCAUAAACACAGUAGCAAGGAUGUACACCGAAAAUCUAGAAGCAAAAAGAUGUCCCAAAGAAGUAAAAUUGUUGGUAUCACUAGUGAUAGUGAUGAUAGCGACACAGAAGACAAGAUGGAAUCCCAGAACAAAAGCAAAAUUGUUAAAAGCGUAUUCGGGAGAGUUUUUGGUGGUGAGAAGACGGAUAAGGUCAAGGAGGUUCUCAACGAUUGGGUGUCUAAGUCAGAAGAUGAUUCGGAUGCAUCAAGAUCUGACAGUCAUCAUAAUCUGAAGAUCAAAGAAGGCUCAGAUAAUAAACACGAGGACAAGAACGUUAAAAGGCAUUCUGUCUCAUCAUCUUCCCACACAAAUCAAAAGAAACGAACAGGUAAGAAGUCAAGGAAGAACUCUUCCUCUGAUAAGGUCAAAGAUCAAGUUGCUACAGCUGAAGAUCAAGAGGAACAUCGUUCUGGUAAACACGCUAAAUCAAAGAACUCUGGCAAUAAGAAAAAGAGCGAUAUAGAAACGUCCAAUUACUACUUCUUGGUUCUGCCUCCCACCAGUUGCAGACCCAGCAAGAAGAGAGCCGAAGAGAGGAUCUCCAGAGCCUUCGAAGAUGAUACAUUUGACUCUUAUGGCAACAAGAUCCAAAAGAAUAAGCAGAAAGAAGUUAACUAUGAUUUGAGAAACCAGGGAAAAGAUUUGGGUGUCAAGGACAAUGGUUAUGGAUCCUUGAAUUAUGAAGACGAUCCGUCGAAGUUGGAAGCCCUGGAAGAGUCCGCAGAAGAUGACAGGAUGCCGAUCAAGAGGAGAAAGUUGUCCGCCUCUAGAAAAAGUAAAAGCAAGAAUGACGAAAAUAAUUGGAGAGACUCUAUGGAGAAGAGUGCAGAGAAGAGCACCAAGGACUCUGAAGAGGAAGAUGACUGUUCCGUAAAGGAUCUGCCUGAGAGAGAUACGUUGAUCGAUCAAUUAUCUGUAGAUCUGGAGUCUUCAAGCAGUUGCACUAGUCUGGCUCAAAGCGACGUAAGGGACAGAUCACCCAGCGUGGGUAGGAAUUCUCAUACCACCAGAGAUUCUGAUAUUGAUGAGGAAGAAGAUAAUGAGGAGGAGUUAGGGCACAGGAGAAUAUCGCCUCUAUUUGUUUGUGGAACACCUAGAAGCUCUAUCGAGAGUAGUUCGAAUAGCGAGAACGAAGAGGAAGAUGAGAAAAUGACUGUCAGCGAAGUCGCAGGGAGGAAGAGAAGUUCCAGCGAAUUUUCCAGUGGAAAGAUAGUUAUCCGAUCACCCUCUUCCACUCAUAAGACUGAAAUGGUGACCAUUGCACCCACCGAUGCAAUUGAGGACAAUGCGUUAGAUGUUCCCCAGGAAAUAGAGGCUGCCAAACCCAGGCAAGGGAAAGUGUUGAACUUUGAUGAAGAAUUGUUUGUCGAGUGCUGCUCCAGGUUGAAAGCUACCACUGAGAACGAGCUGAGGGGAGCCAAGAAGAUCAAAUUAGAUCAUAACGAUGGUUACCAUAGGAAAGAGGAUCAGCACCUAGGAUUCAGAGGGCCCAGAGACCGGUGGAGAGAUGUUGAAAGCCAAAAUAGCCUCGGGAGUCUCCUGGAAUCCGUUAAUCAGUUACUUGGUGAAGAGAUGUACAGUGCCAGAGAAAGGGGUUACCAAAAGCGAGGAAGUCGAAAUCUUAGAAGCGAACAUUCCAGCAGAUCAGCCAGCCCAGACAUGUCUAGAGCUGAGAAUCUGGGAUAUGAGGACAGUUUGGAUGUAGCAUUUGAACACAAUAACAAGCUCAGAGAUAAGAUCCAACAACGUAUGAGGGAGAGCGAAAGUCUGAUAGCCAGCACUUUUGGCCAUAAGAACGAGAACGAGAUCGCAGAUGGCGAACACCCAUUGAAAAACACCGAACAAAACGUUAUGAGAAAUUCUUACACUCAUGUGACAGACGAGGGUCCCUUGACUGUUACUAACUUAUCAAAUGGAGACUACAGCAAUGAUUUGCAUGUCAGAUGUUUGCAAGAUCAGAACUCUGGAAAACUGAAUUUGGAUUCUCCAGGGUUCAAAAGCAAAAUGAACUCUGCACUGGGUGGUUUGUUGGACAAAGCUUUAUCCAAUCUGCUCCACAAUAAUGGAAAGCAUGAUCACAAUGGAUCAACGCCAAUGAAAGUUCUAGCAGAGCUAGCCUGUGCCCGGGCACCAACAUCCACAGCGGGAGAUCCAACCUCCCAGGAAGACAUUCAGUCCUUGAUAAAAACUGGUUCGCUGAACAAGGAAUCCAACCCUGACGCAGUUCCACUGGCCGUCACCAAGGACUUGCAGAAAAAGGCUAGGAACCCCAUCAAGGAACUGUUUGAAAGGAAGAAGGAGAUGAACGAAAGGAAGCAGCAGGAGAAAUCUAAGACGGAAGCUGCUCUUCGGGAGCUGAAUGUGCACAGACAGCGUAAGACCAAGAAGGCCAAGAAACACCAGGACUUCCCUCUGAUCCGUCGCAAUGACCAUGGGGGGUUGGUUGAAAGGAAGAAGCGUCGAGACGGCUUUGAGAGGAAAGAAGAGUUCGCAUCAGAUAGAAUAAAGGAUGUCUACGAGUUUGACGAGGAGGAGAGUCAAAUGGAAACCAACCUGGGUGGCGUGAUGUCCUACAGAAACAGACCGAGCUACGAAGUGAGUUGUUUAAGGACUAAAGAUAUAGAUAUGGCAGGACUAAUGUCCAAGGCUAUCGGCGACAGCCUGGAGAACGGGAAAACUGGUGAUGCAUUGAGCACUAGGCUAGAGUCAAUGAUAGAUAGGAAGUUCAAAGAGCUAGAGAAAUUCGCUCCGAAGACCAAAGGUGCACUGAAGGCUUUUCAGAGCGAAGAACAACAGCGACAGAUCACUGGACCUAUGGACGAGUUUGUUGAGAGAAAGCAACAAAAGCCGAAACGAGUUGUAGAGCAGAACCUGAAGCACUCGAAGCUGAAGAAACGUAGUAAGAACCUUAAAAAGAAGACCAGAAACGCCUGGUACGAGAACGACAGCUCUGACGAGUACAGGACUGCGGUAAAAGCUGAGGACGUCGGUGUGGGGAUCUCCAAGAGCCAGAGAACCUGCUCCAAAGGCAAGCAGAACAUUUUUGCAGAGUUGUACACUUCGUCAGAGAGUGAGUUUGAUGACGAGGGCGUGGACUAUGAGACAAAGAAACAAAGAAAGGCGAAGAAGGUUGCAAAGAAGGUAAUAGAUCUAGGAAACAUUGGACAGAGCCAGGAGAUAAUUGAGGAUUACCAUUUGGAGAAUGAGGACGGCGAAUGGAAAGACCAGAGCUUGCGGGACGACGAUCAUAACAAGAAUGACUGUGACAAUAAGAAAUCGGAGUCGGAGAUGUCAGACCAACCUUUAGUCAUCGAUGAGAGAAAGGAUUCGGACGAGCAACGGAUCAGUGACGAAGAAACUGAAAAUCAAUACGAGAGAAACUUUGAAUUAGAUGACUUGUACAGAGAGGAUAGUUCAGUGGCUGAUUCGGAUGCGGAAGAGCCAAUGAUUACAGAGGUUCAAAAUGUUCUAAAUGAAUCAAACGAGAAGAACCUGUCUCCAGAGAAAGCAGAUGACCAGGCAGACUAUUCAAGGGAGGAUGAGCUUAUUCCAUUGGAAGAGGCCUUGGACCUUCUGGAUCAGACUGACGCUAAUCUAGAAACAGCCUACAAUAAUUUGAACAAAGAGGUACAAGCUGAAGAGCAAAUCGAUACAGUAGCGUUGAUAGAACCUGUAGACGAGCACUUCGACCCAGUUCAAGAAACAGCAGACAAGAGUUCCAGCCCAGAGGAAGAGCAAGACGAGGAUGGUGAUGAUGAUGUAUUGGCCUUGCCAGAAAAACUCUCUACCAACGAGAAACCACAAAAGGAGUCUGAAAACCUUCCACUUCACGUGUUUCUCAGUAGAAAAGUUCAGGAGUCGAAGAAAAGAAAGGAGCAACAAUUAAAAAAGAUUCAAGAAGAACAAGAAAGAAUCUUGAUGGACUUCCAACCGACCAGGAGGCAAAGAAAGUGUGCUAUUGGUAAGCAGGGACUGUUGGCAGAGAUAAGCAGUUCGGAUGAAGAAAUAAGCCUCAAGGACAGCAAGAGACCCAAUGAUAAAUCGGAUCACGAGAAGCAACGCAAACAAAAACGAGAAUCGAAAGAAAAACGCAAGGAAAGAUAUAUAGAGAAAAAGCAUGAACAAAUGAUAGCUAAAGAACAAAAGGCUAUAGAAGAUGAGAUCUUGCGGGAACUUGGAAAAAAGAAGGAAUCUCUUACGCAGAAUACUACAGACGUAAGAGCAGACUUCGAUGAUAAAACUGAGCCAAGAGAUACAGACUCGAUGGAGAACAAGGUUGCUCAGGAACAAGCGCGAAAGAAGAAACACCAAGCGAAAGAGAAGCUGAAGAAACAGAGCAAAACAGAGGAUGAUGCAAGUGUUAAGAAAAACAAUGAACAGUUAAGCGACGUUGAGAACAAUUGUAAUAGAUCCACUCAUGCAGAAAGCAAUCAGGAUAGCGAGGACAAGCAGGAAUCUCCUAAUAAGCAGAAGAAACAUUCGAAAUCACCGGUAAAGCCUAAAAAGAAUUCGAAAGGAGAGACAAAAGUUGCAGCGUCAGGUAAAAAAGGAAAGAAUUCGACUGCUGACAAGUCUAGAAGCAGAAUGGAUACAAAAGGAUCAAAAGAUAAAGAGCGCAGAUCUUCUAGCGGUCGGAGAGACUCGGAUGAUGAAGAACUGAAGACCACGAAAUCAUGGAACAAAGUGGAAGAGGGUGUUGGUGUGGCUAUCGGUCGUCGAAAACGUGCUGCUGCCAAUCAGCUAUAUUACUGGUCUAGUUCCAGCGACGAAGAAGAAAUAUUGGAGGUGGUCCCUACUGUGGAGGAAGAGGAGGAUGACCGUCAGGAGCAACAUGGCUGGAUCGUAGGGGAUUCCCACAAGAGAAUGAUAACCAUGCUAGCCAUGGAAAAACAGUUAAAAGAGAAACGAAGGAGAAGCGAGGACGAAUUCGAACCUGGCAAAGCGAAGAGCAAGAAACACAGAAACAGCACCUCUUGAUACGUGUUUCAUGAUUAGGUUUGUUUAAAUAUUUAAAGAUACUGGAGAAUUUUUAGGUAUUUCCUCUUUAAUCGAGAGAACACACAGUGGUCUUUAAAAGACAGUGAUCGCUAGCGACGAAAGAAAUUCAAUUCCUCAAAUAAGAGGAACACACUUUCUGGGUUAGCACAUUGUGUCUCCACAGAAAUCAAAGAAACCGCAUGUCUGGAUUCUAGAUGAAAAGAAUAGAAGUGGAACUUUUGUAACAAGUAUAGCGUAACUAGAUCUUUUGAUACUAGUCUUAGGUAUGUGGUAACCGAAGGAAUUCAGUUCAUCGAAGUAGAUGAAUCAAGUUGCCACGCUGCAACAAGGACUACAAACAAAACAAUUUUUAGUCUGUUCGUAUCUCGUAGAACGAAAAUUUGGGAUUAGCUAAUUAGGGGAUGAAUUGUGUCGUAGAGAGAGAGGAGAUGAAUCUGGUAGCUUUCUCUGUGUUCUUUAUCGAAUAGGCAAAAGGACACAUCGGCGUCGAAUUUAAUUCCUUUUUCCCUUUGAAUGUUCUUUUAAUUCACGGCAAAUGAUCUUACUCGUAGACACAUGGCGUUUAAAUUUUUACAAUCGACGCUUAUUUGUUCUAUCGAACGAUGAACAAAAUCGCAAUGUACUGCCAAGAAGAAAUUCGACUUCUUUCGUUGUCGCAUUGUACCGAGAUGUUAAUUUUCUUUUUGUUUGUGUUUUUUUAUGAGAAAGAAGAUCGGGGCAGGUUAGGUUAAUCUUGUACAUAGCAGCUUGGCGUUCACGUUAAAGGGCAAGCUCGUAUUUACAUUAAGAGAUAAUUAUGAUUCCAAGCUCUUAUAAAUAUUAUAAAUAUUAUCUACCAUUAGACUGAAUGUGAGAAAUAGCGCAAUUAAUUACAUGAGAAACUGACAAAAAAAAUUGUAUGAAAAUAAAAAAAGAGCACCUUUAGACAAUACCUAGAACAUUUGUAACGUUUAGUUAUCCCUAGUGGAUGAUCUUUAGGUGACUGAUCAAAAAUAUUAUUAAAAAAAAAGAGGAAGUAAAAUGUAUUAAGUUGGUACACGAAACGGAAAUGGGGUAGGGAAAGGAGGGUGGCAAAUUUAAUUGUUUGAAGGACGAUUGUAAACUGGGGUCCAAUCGAGUAUAGCGCUUUCGCUGGCUUUUGUUUUCUUGUGAUCGUACAUAUCGCGAAAUUUGAAAAGAAGAAACACGAAAACAUGGUCGGCCUUACUCGGCCGUACGAGUUUUUCCUUUUCGUAGUUGUUUGUAAUAGAAAUCCAAGAGUUUCGAGGAUUUGCUUUGCGCGUUCAUAACCAUUUCAAUGCAAAACCUCUUGUUUCCGUUUGAUGCGUUCGAAUUCCUAGAUCUCAUGUCGCGUCAUCAAUGAUUUUGUGAUGAUCGCCACGUAUUUAAGGAAUAUACAAGCUUACAAUAAACAAAGCAGAGGAGAAAUGAUAGAAAACUUUCCUUUCGUACGCCUAGUUGAUGCACA